AAUUGGGCAUUCUUAAGCUCUCAUACGUAAUAAUAAAAAAAGAGUUAGUCAUCUCUGCACUUCUACUCACCUUCCUUGAAACUCCAUAAACAUUGUCAAAUAUACUGUACAACGGCAAGAAACAAACUCGAGCGAAAAAAAAAAAAAAAAGGUUCAGUGGUAGUUAAUCAACAAAACAAUGAAACAAGGAGAGGAGUUAGUUUUUGCCGGUAGAACUAUGGUUGGUGUCUCAGAAUCACCACUAUCAGUCAAUUCUCUAUCCCAAAGACCAUUUCCGACACCAUCACCUUUCUCUUUCUCUAUUGCUUCUACCAGGUGGAGCUCUAGACCUUCCAUUCAUCUUUCUGGUCUAGUCCUUCGGUUCUUGGCACUUCUGUUCUCCUUUGUCUCUGCGCUGUCACUGGCUUUUCCUCCAUCAAAGAAGAAUGGUCAAUUCGCAGAUUACCCAGAAUUGAAGUACUGCUUUGUCGUAUAUGUUUUAGUUUUUAUUUACUCUGCUUUUCAACUCUUCAAAGGUGUUUGUGACAUUACACACACAGGAUUUCUCAUUUCUGACAUGAUCUCUGAUUACCUGAGUUUUAUACUUGAUCAGUUGGCGGCUUAUCUUCUCAUUUCUUCUGGAUCGGUCGCAAUAUCCAUCAUUCAACAUAUGACCAGAACUGCAUCAAUUUGGAAGGCAACUAUCAUUUCCAUUAGCAUAUCAUUUGUAACUUUCCUGGUUAUUGCAACCUGCACUGUUUUGUCAGGCUAUAAGCUCUGUAAGAGAAUCAUCUGGUAAGCGGUGAUGUAUUUUGUAAUUGAUUACAGUGCUUAACCCCUGCAAAACAAGUGCUCCACAUUAGUAUGUAAAACAUAGGAAAAACUAGUCUCCCUUUGUUGGGCUUGUGCCUUGUAAUAUCAGGUUGCAGCUUCUUCA
Jatropha curcas is the source of this 916-nucleotide messenger RNA. NCBI's taxonomy places the organism in Eukaryota, Viridiplantae, Streptophyta, Magnoliopsida, Malpighiales, Euphorbiaceae. The record is from RefSeq and is a predicted model, not a curated record.